This is a messenger RNA of Sorghum bicolor (sorghum), 1570 nucleotides long. RefSeq names its product flagellar radial spoke protein 5. The record is from RefSeq and is a predicted model, not a curated record. The transcript has 9 exons. Lineage: Eukaryota; Viridiplantae; Streptophyta; Magnoliopsida; Poales; Poaceae. Bases 163 to 1314 code for a protein of 383 amino acids.
CUCUAAAAAUCCCAAAAAAUACAGCAAGACUAUUUUUCCCCCGCUGGAAGAUCCAAGCAGCCGAAAAAGCCCCAAACUCAAUUCGAGGCCCGUGGGCCAGCAGCGCCUUAUCCCUUCGCCUUCCGCCUCCGUGGCGCGCGCGCUCGCACGAACGGAAGUCCCAUGUCGUCCACCGCAGCGCGCGCCGUCCCGCCGGCAGCCGCGGCGCCGCCUCCCCUCCCACGCCGCCUGAGGCCCGCGAGGUGCACGGCCGGAGCCGCCGCGGCGGAGACGACGGCCACCGCGGGGCCGACUAGGGUGACGACCGUCAGCAACCGCGGGGACUCCCUGGCGAUAUGCCGGGUGCUCAACGGCAUGUGGCAGACCAGCGGAGGGUGGGGCCGCAUAGACCGCGACGCCGCUGUUGACGCCAUGCUCGCGUACGCCGACGCCGGACUCUCCACCUUCGAUAUGGCUGACCACUAUGGGCCAGCAGAGGAUUUGUAUGGCAUGUUCAUCAACAGAGUUAGGCGGGAGCGCCCACCUGAGUUUCUCGAAGAAAUCAAGGGGCUUACAAAGUGGGUACCACCACCGGUUAAGAUGACAAGAAGUUAUGUCGAGGAUAACAUCAACAGAUCCAGGAAGAGGAUGGAUGUUGCUGCGUUGGACAUGUUGCAGUUCCACUGGUGGGAAUACUCAAAUCCAGGAUACUUGGAUGCACUAAAGCACAUCACAGACCUGAAGGAGGAAGGCAAGAUAAAGACUGUGGCCCUGACAAACUUCGAUACAGACAGACUGCAAAUAAUUCUAGAAAAUGGAAUCCCAGUUGUGAGCAACCAGGUUCAACAUUCUAUCGUUGAUAUGCGCCCUCAGCAGAGAAUGGCAGAGCUUUGCCAGCUAACUGGAGUUAAACUUAUAACGUAUGGCACAGUGAUGGGUGGUCUUUUGUCUGAAAAGUUUCUUGACACCAAUGUAUCAAUACCUUUUGCUGGUCCUCCUCUAAAUACCCCAUCCUUGCAGAAAUAUAAGAGGAUGGUCGAUGCUUGGGGUGGCUGGAGCCUGUUCCAGACUUUGCUUCAAACCUUAAAGAAGGUGUCACUGAAACACGGUGUUUCUAUUGCAACGGUUGCUGUGAGAUACAUACUGAACCAGACAUCUGUUGCAGGUUCCAUGGUUGGUGUGAGAUUGGGACUCUCUGAACACAUCAAAGACACCAACGCCAUAUUCUCACUUGAAUUGGAUGAAGAGGACAUGAACAGCAUUACUGAAGUAUCGAAGAAGGGCAGAAAUUUGAUGGAUAUUAUUGGGGAUUGUGGUGACGAGUACCGAGCUUAGUUGUUCAUGCUGCUGCUGGGCUCGUAUAGACCUAUACCCGUGCCCAAUUUUCCACAGCUCUAAAAUUUUGGCUAUUUUGCGCAAAGUCUAGUGGCUCAGAGCAUUGUUGAGGUAAGCCUAUACCUGAAUGCCUAUUAUUCAGGUGCCAGCAUGUAACCUCCAGCCCACCACGGAGGAAACUCUAGUUAUAAAACUGUAAAUACACAGCGAUGCAGAUGGCUUAAUGUGGUAAUUUGUUCAUAAUCCUUUUUAGCAA